Molecule: messenger RNA, 2008 nt
Organism: Acanthaster planci (crown-of-thorns starfish)
Lineage: Eukaryota; Metazoa; Echinodermata; Asteroidea; Valvatida; Acanthasteridae
Product: integrator complex subunit 12-like
Biological process (GO): snRNA 3'-end processing
Cellular component (GO): integrator complex
Source: RefSeq, a predicted model, not a curated record
UGUGUUAUGGCGUGUUAGUUACUGUACGUGGUCGGAUCGAACUCUUCGGUGUCGGCUCGCUCCCUGUGGUAAAGUGUGGAUAGUUUGACGUUUUACUGAGGUUGCACAAUUCAGAAUCACUCUCUGUACCUCAAAGUCUCUGAGUUGGUCUGCCCAGGCAUUGCAGUACCACCGGCAUGGCAGCAUUGGAGCUGGAUCCUGUCUUCGUCAAAGCCUUGGGUUUCCUGCGGUCUCGCAGCAAGGACUCCACGGAACAACUCAAGGUGAUGCUGGAUGAAGCUCUGGCUGAAACCGGCCAUGGCAGGUUCAGUAAGCAGGAUUCAGAGAGUGGCAAGAAGUCGGGAGCCAAACAGAAAGAGGAGAAGGCACCCACACCCUGCAUCAAGCUGGCGGCCACUGAGGGGUCCAGGAAGGAGGCGGAGAGAAGAGCUGAAAAGAGGGCGGGAGAAAAGCAGCUGAAAUCAGACUCCUCAGACAGUUUCGAUCCCCCGUCGUCCAAGCGGCUGCGGUCGGAGAGACAGCGCAAACCGGUCAUCGAGGAUGACGAGGACGAUGACGAUGACACCGAGGAAGACAACGACAAUGAGGAGGUGGAGGAAGAGGAGGAGGAGUCGUUGGGCACCGAGGACAGCAGCCACGGCGACAGUAACCCCGGUGACAGUAACCACGGCAGCACGGACGCCGACGACUUUGCCGUGGAGAUGGGCCUGGCCUGCAUCGUCUGCAAACAGCUGGAGGUGUCAGCUGGGAACCAGCUGAUCGAGUGCCAGGAAUGCCACAGUUUGUACCAUCAGCUGUGUCACAAGCCCCCUGCCAGCGAGGCCGAUCCUAACGACCCCCGACUGGUGUGGUACUGCAGUCGGUGUACGCGCAACAUGAAGAAACAGGCCACGAAAAAAGUGAAGAACUCGAGUUCGACCAGCCACGUGGCCAGAGAGAGCAGCACCAAAGAAGUGGAGGUCAAGGCCGACUCGGAAGUACUGAACAUCUUCAAGAGGGCGGAGCCUAAGUCUACUACAGCUUCAACGUCAACCGGUACAGCCAGCAAGACACCGUACACCGGCCUGGCAAGCUUCGCGGCCAACCUCACGGGGCGGUCUUCGGCGAACUCAAAAGCCGCUGCCGCAAGUAGCAGGCCGCCGGGCAUCACGGGCAAGCCGGGAUCAAAGGUUAGCCCCGUUCCGUCCCCGGUGAACAAGACAACCCCGGCCACCAGCGCCAAGAGCCAGCCGUCCACGGCGAAGGCCGGCAGUGGACACGCGGGGAAGAACUUGCCACAGGCGAGCACAGCCUCGGCGAUGAAGCGGCUGCAGCAGAUGAAGAAGAAGGCAUCCUCGAAGCGCUGACGGCGACUUCCCCUCCUCGGCUCGUCAGGAUCAUCCACGGGGCAGCAGGGCUAAGCCAAAUAUCGUACUCCUGCAAAAUCUACGGCACAACUUUAACAACAGUUGAAAACAGUACAGUCAGUUCUACUUCCCAUAGAAAUGCCACUGCGCUCUGUCGCUUCUCAUCCACAUUGGGGCUAGCCGAAGUGGCCGACCCGCUGAGCUGGUCACUCAGGGAAGUAUUUCAACAUGGUGGGUGAAAACAUGGCGGCUUGUAGUUGAAGAGUGUUCAGGAAACUUGACGCCCCGUUAGCUAACAUUAAAGGCUUGGUUACAUUUCACCGUAUUUCCCUGUGAACUGCUAACCAACAAAUAUGGCUUAGCAAGUUUAUGUGUUAAGCAGAAGUCAGUUGGGAACCAGCCUAAAACAACAUCUAUGUUUUAUUUGACUUUUUGGCCGGUUAGCCAGACUCGACAAAGCAAAUAUUUCUGCUUGCUUAGCAGAUUUCUGCUCUUACCAGCCCCAUAAAAUAGGCCUUAGCCUAACCAUGUUCCAUGUUUUUCUAUCAAAGUUCAAGUUAUGCUGAUAACAAUGUAGACAGAUGUAGUUGGUACAUUUUCCGUAAAAAGGAAUUGUUCAUUUCCAUUUUAUACCUCAAUAAAUUCUGCCUAUACUCAGCCAA